AUGAGUACAAACUUCCACAGACUUCUCUUUGACAUUUCUGAAGCUUUGGUCACAGAUGAACUGGCAGCUCUGAAGUUCCUCAGCCUGGAGCACAUCCCCAUGAGGAAGCUGGAAGCCAUCCAGGAGCCCAAGGCCUUCUUUGAAGUGCUGCAGGAGAAAGACAUGAUUGAGGUGGGGAACCUGUCCUUCCUGAAGGAGCUGCUCUACCGGAUCAAUCGGAUGGACCUCCUGGCUGCCCACCUGGACUCCAGCCGAGAGGAGAUGGAGAAAGAGCUGCAGAUCCCAGGCAGGGCAAAGGUGUCAGCCUACAGGCAACUGCUAUAUAGAAUUGCAGAAGACUUGACUCCAGAAGAUGUCAAGAGCGUGAAGUUUUUGCUCCAAAAAGAAAUACCAAAGAGCAAGCUCCAGGAUAAUGCUACAAUGUUGCAGGUCUUACUGGAAAUGGAAAGAAAUGGGAUGAUUAAAGAAGAUGACCUGACAAGGCUGAAAGAUGUAUUAAAGGGAUUUAGAGCUGAUGUAAAGAAAAAAAUCGUUAUCUAUGAAGAAAAAAUAAAAGAAAAUGAUUCUAAGGAAAAACUCCACUAUCCAGUGUCUGUAUCUGUGCAUCCAGCAGGACAAGGAGCAGAGGGGGAGACACCACACCUGCUUGUGGAAUCAUAUACGAUGAAAAAUAACCCCCAUGGUUACUGUGUGAUUCUUAACAACUACAAAUUUAAAAAUCCAUUUGAAGCCAGAGAAGGAACAGUGAAAGAUGGAGAGGCUGUGAAGAGAGUCUUUAGGUGGCUUCAGUUUGAGACAGUUGAGCACAUGGAUCUAGAAGCAAAGCAAAUGUAUGCAAAAGUCAAAGAAUACAGCAAAAAAGAUCAUAGUAACAUGGACUGUUUUGUUUGCUUCAUUUUUUCCCAUGGUGAGAAAGACAAAAUAAAAGGCGUUGAUCAUGAGUUUGUAAAUAUUAAAGAUUUAGUCUCCUGCUUCAGUGGAUCUAAUUGUCCUUCUCUUGCUGGCAAACCUAAGCUGUUUUUCAUCCAGGCUUGCCAAGGCUCUGUAGGUCAUCCAGCUGUGACAGUAAAAGAAGACUUUUCUGGCCAUCUUGAGACGGAUGCUACCCCUCUGACUUCCAUUCCUGAUCAGGCUGAUAUUCUGGUUGGCAUGGCUACAGUGGAAGACUAUGAGUGCUACCGCUGUACAAAGACUGGCAGUGUUUAUGUUCAGUGCCUUUGUGACAAGAUAGAGGUGCUUUGCCCACUUCGCAAGGACCUAAUAACCAUCCUGACAGAAGUGAACAAGGAAGUGGGAGCAAGAGUAUUAAAUGGAUGUAAGCAGAUGCCAAAGAUAACAUCAACCCUACGGAAGCAAUUGAUCUUCCAAAUUCCACAAUGUCAGUCAACUGAAAAGUAG
Antrostomus carolinensis (chuck-will's-widow) is the source of this 1398-nucleotide messenger RNA. Its product is annotated as caspase-8. Bases 1 to 1398 code for a protein of 465 amino acids. The transcript has 7 exons. The record is from RefSeq and is a predicted model, not a curated record. Gene Ontology annotation, biological process: apoptotic process; regulation of apoptotic process; proteolysis. Gene Ontology annotation, molecular function: cysteine-type endopeptidase activity; protein binding. NCBI's taxonomy places the organism in Eukaryota, Metazoa, Chordata, Aves, Caprimulgiformes, Caprimulgidae.